This is a messenger RNA of Danaus chrysippus (African queen), 1266 nucleotides long. The record is from the annotation of a GenBank genome assembly. NCBI's taxonomy places the organism in Eukaryota, Metazoa, Arthropoda, Insecta, Lepidoptera, Nymphalidae.
AUGACGACGGUGAAAGUCGAACAAGGAAAAUUAAAAGGAGCUUGUAUUAGUGACUCGGAAAUAAGCUACGUCGCAUUUAAAGGUAUUCAAUAUGCAAGACCACCGCUUGGUACAUUAAGAUUCAAGGCUCCUGAACCGCCACAAAACUGGGAAGGUAUCCGAGAUGCGACGGUCCAUGGACCCGUGUGUCCUCAAUACAACGAGCGUUUACAACGACUAGAACCCGGCAGCGAAGACUGCCUCUAUCUGAAUGUGUUUACCAAAACACUCACUCCUCCACAACCUCUACCUGUCAUGGCGAUUUGCCAAAGCGGCGUGUGUCUCAAUGAAUGGUCAUACAAUAUAUACGCUCGAGAGAGGGCCUUUCAAUUAGGAAAAUUAUUAGGACUAGAAACUGAGGACCCAGAAGAGUUAUCAACGUUCUUGAAAAAAGCGCCGGUCUCAGACUUAGUCAAUAUCAAGUUACCGCCAAUAGAAACAAAACACAGAGACUUAACGGACAGUAUAUUAUUCGGUCCGGUUGUUGAAAAUGAGGAAACAGAUGUAGAACAUUUCAUAACCAAGCCGCCUCCGGAACUAGUAAAGUCAGGAUGUUUUGCGAAAGUUCCAAUAAUUUUAGGAUUUACUUCUGGAGAGGGAAUGGAGCUGGGGAAACAUUUUCCAGCAAAUUUGAAAUUUUUACUUAACACCGGCGCUGUGGUUCCCAGAGAACUGAAACUGAAACUCACCGAACAACAGCUACAAAAUGCGGAUAUUGAAAUUCGAAAAUAUUAUUUUAAAGAAAAACCAUUAACCGCCGACAUGCUCCAGGAGGUAGUGAACUUAGAAACAGACAGGUUGUUUGUGUAUAAUAUAAUAAGAUUUGCACGGUACCAUAGCUACUUCACGUCAUUUCCUGUUUAUGUAUACAAAUUUGCAGCGGAAACGGAGAGAAAUUACGUGAAAAGUUUCUACGAAAUGAAUUCCAUAUCGGGUAGCUGUCACGCCGACGAUUUGUAUUACCUGUUUCGCGUGACAUGUCUAAAUGUUCCUUUGCCAUCGAACUGUCGACAAAUUAUCAACAACUAUGUACAGAUGUGGUAUAAUUUUGCAGCGACUGGAAAUCCGACCUCGUCAAAUAUCAACGCCGUUUGGAAACCAUUCACAGAGUCACAAAGAAAUUUGUUAAUAAUAGACAGAGAAAUAAAAUGCGUCUCCAAUAUUGACAAUGAGAAUAUGAAGUUUUGGGAUAAUCUUUAUAAUGAAACAGAUCUCAAAGUGCAAUAG